Peronospora belbahrii is the source of this 516-nucleotide messenger RNA. Lineage: Eukaryota; Oomycota; Peronosporomycetes; Peronosporales; Peronosporaceae. The record is from the annotation of a GenBank genome assembly.
AUGCCAAAUCCACAUGUUUUCUUUGAUAUGUCAGUUGGCGGAACUCCUGCUGGGCGUAUUACAUUUGAACUCUUUGCUGAUAAAGUACCAAAGACAGCUGAAAACUUUCGUGCUUUGUGCACGGGUGAGAAAGGAAUUGGCCGUUCAGGCAAACCAUUGCAUUACAAGGGCAGUUCAUUUCACCGUGUAAUUCCUGAUUUUAUGUGUCAAGGUGGUGACUUUACUCGUGGUAAUGGUACGGGAGGUGAAUCCAUUUAUGGUGAGAAGUUUCCGGAUGAAAACUUUUUGCUCAAGCAUAAGGGUGAAGGUAUUUUAUCCAUGGCGAAUGCUGGUCCCAACACGAAUGGCUCACAGUUUUUCAUUUGCACGGUCGAGACGUCGUGGUUGGAUGGAAAGCACGUGGUUUUUGGUCGUGUCGUCGACGGCAUGGAUGUGGUUAAGAACAUUGAAGGAGUUGGCUCGCGGUCGGGCCAAACCAAGAAACCCGUCGUUAUAGACAACUGUGGUGAGCUCUAA